This is a messenger RNA of Manihot esculenta (cassava), 809 nucleotides long. RefSeq names its product receptor-like protein 15. NCBI's taxonomy places the organism in Eukaryota, Viridiplantae, Streptophyta, Magnoliopsida, Malpighiales, Euphorbiaceae. Gene Ontology annotation, molecular function: protein binding. The transcript is spliced from 3 exons. The coding region runs from base 18 to 794 and encodes 258 amino acids. The record is from RefSeq and is a predicted model, not a curated record.
GACUAAUAGAGUUAUGAAUGAAUAUAAAUAAGGGGAAGGAGUGGUGGAUGGGAGCAUCGCAUUUCCAAAUGGAGUUGGCUAACAUAGCAAAGUGCUUAUUGUUGGGUGUUGUGAUUCUGUGGAUUCAAAUCCAUGGAAACAAAGGUUGCUUUGAAGAAGAGAGAUUGGCUCUCUUAGAUUUCAAGGCAUUUGUUGGAUCAAAUGGGUUUGACGCAGACCAUCUUCUUCCUUCAUGGAUUGAUGAUCCAACCAGCAAUUGUUGUAAAUGGGAGCGUGUCAUGUGCAACUCAACUACAGGUCACGUGACUAAACUCUCGCUCAACAAUACACGACAAUAUGAUAUAAAGAGUUCUUCGUUUCAUAAUGAAAAUACUUGGUAUGUAAACUUGUCAAUGUUCCAGCAAUUGAAAGAGCUCAAAACGCUAAAUUUAUCCUACAAUAAUUUUGAUUGUUCCAUUGAUGACCAAGGUUGUGAAAAAUUAUCAAAACUGAAGAAGCUUGAAGUUUUGGACCUUACUUGGAAUAGAUUCAAUAAUAUUAUCUUACCAUCAUUGGGUGCUCUUAUAUCACUUAAGACUUUGAUUCUUGACCACAAUAAAAUGGAAGGUUCUUUUCCUAUACAAGGCUUUCAAAGAUUAGAGGAGUUGGACCUUACUAUGAAUAGUUUCAAUAAUAGCAUCUUAUCAUCAUUGGCUGCUCUUCCAUCACUCAACACUUUGAUUCUCGCUUCCAGUUACAUGAAAGGUUCAUUUCCUAAUCAAGGUAUAGUUUCAAUAAUUAAUGACUAUUAUUAGUUCCUCUUGUUUAAA